AUGGACAUGCAACACCAAACACACAGAGAGUCGCCAUCCUUCAUCUUUACCAGAAGCACACGCAUAUGGGAACUUCUAGCCGGUGAUAUCACCGCUGCUGCUCUCUCCGCUACUCUGGUCGCUCCCACAGUGACCAUCAUCGACAGAGCCAUUGUUGAAAAGGCCGCAUCAAACCAACCUCUGCUGAGAAGUCUCCGUCAUCAAGCCUGGUCGCUGCUCAAAUCUCCCCGCCAAUUCAUGCUAUCACUGCCAUUCGGAAUUGUCUGGAGUCUUUACGCUGGCACUUAUGGAGUCGCCAAUGUCGCAGAAACAAUCUCAGAACGACUUACCCCGGAGCAUGUUGGCGCUAUCGUCGGUGCUUCUGCGUUCCUGGUCAAUGUCCCCCUCGGAGUCUACAAGGAUGUUCGCUUUGCUCAGAUGUUCGCUCGGGUGCCAUCCCGAGUAGCCAACACAGCUGCAGCUGCAGCGACUGCAACAGUCCCCAUGCCCAAACUCCGUCCUUCACGUUCCGCAACAACUGUUUGGCUCGUACGUGACGCGUUGACGCUGUUCGGAUCGUUUACCUUUGCGCCGCGUCUAGCCGCAGCUGUCCCGGACAACUUGGCAGUCUCCCCCCAGACCAUCUCUCAGCUAUCAGUACCCGCUCUGACGCAGAUUGUUGCGACGCCGCUGCAUCUACUUGGCUUGGAUCUCACAACGAGACAGCACCAUGUGCCUUGGAUGGAGAGAGUCGUGGGAAUCACCCGUUCUGGUUUGCUUUCUACCACUAUCGUGCGAUGCUUCCGUAUCUUGCCUGCCUUCGGAUUUGGAUGCAUCGGGAACACUGAGAUGCGUAAAGCUUUGCACAAGCAGCAUGAGCAGUAUGACUGA
Molecule: messenger RNA, 870 nt
Organism: Aureobasidium namibiae CBS 147.97
Lineage: Eukaryota; Fungi; Ascomycota; Dothideomycetes; Dothideales; Saccotheciaceae
Exons: 1
Coding region: 1-870 (289 amino acids)
Cellular component (GO): mitochondrion
Source: RefSeq, a predicted model, not a curated record